AUGGCUCUCCUCAUCUUGCUGUUCCUGCUGCCAAGUCCCUUGCAUUCCCAGCACACUUGUAGUAUCUCCAAAGUGACCAGCCUGCUGGAGGUAAACUGUGAGAACAAGAAGCUUACAGCACUGCCUGCAGACCUGCCAGCAGACACAGGCAUCCUCCACUUGGGCGAGAACCAACUGGGUACCUUCUCCACAGCAUCCCUGGUGCAUUUCACUCACCUCACUUAUCUGUACCUGGAUAGAUGUGAGCUGACCAGCCUGCAGACCAAUGCUAAACUGAUAAAGCUGGAAAACCUGGACUUAUCCCACAAUAACCUGAAAAGCCUGCCCUCCUCCCUAGGAUGGGCAUUGCCUGCACUCACUACUCUAGAUGUCUCCUUCAACAAGUUGGGCUCACUGUCUCCUGGUGUCCUGGAAGGCCUAAGCCAACUCCAAGAGCUCUACUUGCAGAACAAUGAUCUUAAGAGUCUGCCCCCUGGGCUUUUGCUGCCCACAACCAAGUUGAGGAAACUCAAUCUGGCCAACAACAAAUUGCGUGAGCUGCCCCCUGGGCUCCUAGAUGGGCUGGAGGAUCUUGAUACCCUCUACCUUCAAAGGAACUGGCUACGUACAAUACCAAAGGGCUUCUUUAGGAACCUCCUCUUGCCUUUUGUUUUUCUCCAUGCCAACAGCUGGUACUGUGAUUGUGAAAUCCUCUACUUCCGUCACUGGCUCCAGGAAAAUGCCAACAAUGUCUACUUAUGGAAGCAGGGUGUGGAUGUCAAGGACACGACUCCUAACGUGGCCAGUGUACGAUGUGCCAAUUUGGACAAUGCGCCUGUCUACUCCUACCCAGGGAAGGGCUGCCCUACUAGUAGUGGUGACACAGACUAUGAUGACUAUGAUGAUGUCCCUGAUGUCCCUGCCACAAGGACUGAGGUCAAGUUCUCUACUAACACUAAAGCUUAUACCACCCAUUGGAACCUACUCUCUGCAGCACCUUCUACUUCUCGAGACAGCCAAAUGAUUUCUUUGCCUCCAACUCACGAAACCACUAAGAAACAAUCUACAUUCACCCACACACAGAUCCCAGGUUUCACCACACUCCCAGACACCAUGGAAUCUAAUCCAACCUUCUAUAGUCUAAAACUCAAUACUGUACUCACCACCACCCCAAACACCCUAGAGCCCACCUCUACCCAGACUACCCUAGAGCCCAACAUCCAACCAAUGCUUACCACCUCCACCCUGACUACCCCAGAGUCCAGCAGCACCCCAGUGCCCACUACUGCCACCCCGACUUCCCUAGAGCCCCACACCACCCCAGUGCCCACUACUGCCAACCUGACUUCCCCAGAGCCCCACACCACCCCAGUGCCCACCACUGCCACCCUGACUACCCCAGAGCCCAGCACCACCCCAGUGCCCACUACUGCCACCCCCCUGGGCUUCUAUGUCCUUGGUCUCCUCUGGCUCCUAUUUGCCUCUGUGGUCCUCAUCUUGUUGCUGACCUGGACCUGGCAUGUGACACCACAGAGUUUGGACAUGGAACAAUCUGCUGCAUUGGCCACAAGCACUCACACCACAAGCCUGGAGGUGCAGAGGGCAAGGCAAGUAACUAUGCCCCGGGCCUGGCUGCUCUUCCUUCAAGGAUCACUCCCUACUUUCCGGUCUAGCCUUUUCCUGUGGGUAAGGCCUAAUGGGCGUGUGGGGCCUCUGAUAGCAGGAAGGCGACCCUCAGCUCUGAGUCAGGGUCGUGGUCAGGACCUAUUGGGCACAGUGGGCAUUAGGUACUCAGGCCAUAGUCUGUGA
This is a messenger RNA of Mus pahari (shrew mouse), 1788 nucleotides long. It is a transcript of the gene Gp1ba, whose product is annotated as glycoprotein Ib platelet subunit alpha. The record is from RefSeq and is a predicted model, not a curated record. The transcript has 2 exons. Gene Ontology annotation, molecular function: protein binding. The coding region runs from base 1 to 1788 and encodes 595 amino acids. Lineage: Eukaryota; Metazoa; Chordata; Mammalia; Rodentia; Muridae.